CUGCGACGCUGGUGUUGUUUUCUCCGCCGCACAUUCACAUUGACUGUCAGCCCAGCGCCGCGAGCCGCCCGGGACCCCGUCUUGCACGGAAAAACCGCCCUGAACGGACUACCACACCGAGAACUGAAUCUCACCUUCGUUUCCCUAAUUGAAGAGAAGACGAAACAAACAGCUGUCAAGCUCUGUCAACGGUAAAUGCGCAAGGGGAUGCUGCGCGCGGCUAGAGUGAGACAAACGCACGCGGCUGACUAGAAUAAUGUUGACAACUAGCUAAUUAAUCCGUAAUUAUAUAAGCAGUAAUUAAACAGCGUGUGCGUUUUUUUUUUUUUUUUUAGUAAUCUAAAAUUUGAAGGAAGCCAGAAGCACCGACGGACGCGGUCGUAUUUAUUUAUUCAAUAGGAGUUUUUCAUUUUUCUUCAUCGCACCUUGGAUUUGAGCCGUUAUCACAAAGCAAGUGUGGAGCCGAAGACGAGGUCAGAACAAUUCAAGCCAGCAAACGUAGCAACAGCAGUGGUGACAGGAGGUGAUGAAGAGGAAAGCAGCUGGAGGUGAAAAAGCAGCACGGAGUGGGGAGAUGAGAAGGGCCAGAGCUGCUAAUUAACCAUAGCAGCAGCGUUCAAUAACAGCAACAUAAUUGGCUCUAGUUGGUGGUCCUUUGGUUGUGAAGCCUUCAGCGCUGGAAUCUCAACCUGAACCAGAGUGAGAGAUGACCCUUGUUUUGUCCAUGAAUCCUUUUUUGGACCCAGAGGGAGACCCUCCACUCUCCGCAUAUCCACCCAUAUGGGACUCUGAGCGCUGCACUAAGACCUGCCUGUCAAACUCUGCCCCAGCAUGCAGCUCUGAAGAACAAUUUACCCAAGCAGAAGCUCCCUGUAGACGAGUACCGGAUCAUGUUUCUGUGUCAAGGAUCGCAUACUUCAAGAGGAAGUUUGUUGAUGAUGAUGAUGAGCCCUCCUUCAGCUUCAGAACAUAUUGCCAGACUGUUGCACCAGUUCUGGAGGAGCGUGCUCAUGUUCUGCGCCUUUCUCUGGAGAAGAUGCGUUUCAUUGAUGACCCUGAAGCAUUCCUUCGGCGUUCUGUUCUUGUAAACAACCUCCUCCGCCGUUUACGAGCUGAGAUCAUUCUUCAGAGCACGGACUGGUGCUUCCCACCCAACCCAGCAUUUGCCGCUGCCCCCUGCAUCCUUCCGCCCAGCACUGGCCCUGCUCACCAAGCACUCCACAGAGCUAUGCCCACCCGUAUCUGCUUCGCACCCCAAGCUGGACCACCCCUUCGCAAGCGUUUCCGAAUGGUCCGUGGAGGACAGGGGGACGUACGACCCGAUUGCACCCAGACAUGCUGCUGCAUCUAUGCAGCGGCAGCUGCUGCUGGACACUACCUCCACCUACCAUUCUCCAUGUACGAUGCAGCACUCGCUGCCUGCCCAUCCACACCACACUCCUCUUCGUUUUUACAGAUAGCUGGCCACAACAAGUUAGGCCUGACAGUGGCUGUUGAUGAUCAUGAUGAUGAGGAUGAAGAUAUCGAUGAGGAGGAGGAAAAUGAGGAGGAGGAGGAAAGGGGAGAGGAGGAGGAAGAAGAUGAUGAACGAAGACAAGCAGGGCCCUCGGCUGAUGUUGUUAUGGACAAAUUAAGCCAGAAAAGUAGGACUAAGAACUUGUUGGGUCACAAACACCGAAGGACAGAGGACAGUUGUAUGGCAGAUAGUGUCGAGGAGGAAGUAGGAGAGGAGGAAGAGGAAGAAGAAGAGGAAGAUGAGCAGGUUGUGGGACCGUCUCAGUGGGACUCUGAAAGAGAUCUCCACCGAUUCAGCUUCUGGCACCGCAGGGCUCAUAGACAAUAACUGAAAAAUGACUAACAUAAGUCUGUUAGAAUAAAAAGUAAUGACGACGACAGAGUCAUCAGUUAUAGCAACUGAAGGUGUAUCUACCCAUUAUAGUAAUGCCAAGUCAGCUUUAUGUUAAUGAUAAUAAUAUACUCCAGAGUGGCACCCAGACACAAUCUGUUGCUCACAUUACAGUCAGAUGAAGAAAAAACAAAAAGCUCAAUAGACACAUUUCUUAAACAAUUAUAAAGAACAAGGUCACAUAUAAUGGGAUCUUAAAUCCUAAAUGUGAAGUGAAGCUUGCUAUUGCACUGUCUCCAAGACCAUUUUUAAGCCCCACAGCACAACACUAAAGGUCUCAAAUGGGACCUUUUACUGGUGCAACGGUUGCAUUUCAGGACCCUAAACAAGCCCACGAAUUAACAGGUUGUGUAUUUGGAAGUGUGUGCUUCUGUAUGUGCGUGUUUGCAAGAUAAGAUGUAGCAUUAUAAAACUUGAUUUUAAGCAGUUAUUUUUAUUAUCGAACAGGUUACACGUUAUUACGUGUGCCUGUUGAUUUUGAUGCUGUCUCAGGCGAUGGCAUGCGACUGUGCUGCAACAGCGCCACAAUGUGUGGAAUUCAGAUUACGAAAACACAAUCAUAAGAAUGGUUAAAUUGCAAUUUAAAGUGCCUUAGUGUUUCUAUGGUUACAUGUAUAUUGUGUGUUAAUGUAAUUGUUAAGUUACUAAGUGGUACUUUUCAUUACCAAUGAUUGCUUUAGAUUAUAACAGGGCACAGGCAUGUUGUUAAAUGCAGAGGUUCAUUAAAAUGAUGUUUGUGGUUAGAAAUUAUGAAGCAAAGUUAAUUUUCACCUGGAAAUAGUUUCUUAUAAAAAUGCAUGUUUUCUAGCAAUUAUUUUGCUGGCAAAGCACAAAUCUUAUGACCAAUUUUAAAGAACAGAAUUCAGAGCUUCGAUAAAUCUAAACAUGACCAAAACCUCAGUGACUGUAUAUUUGUUAGGUUCUGCCAGAUAAAGGUUGUGGUAUGGUUGUUCUGUAUAUAUAAGGGUUAAUAAAAAAAUAUAUAUAAACAGGUUCACAUUCUGAAUUAAAAGAUUAAGUCAAAACAUUCACCAAGUGUGGAAAAUCUGGCUUCCAAACCUGAAGACCGUGAGCAGUGCUUGGUGUGGGGUGUCUGCUGAGGUUGCUGGCUGACACAGACCAGCUCGACUAAAUAGCAUUAAUGAGGGAAGCACAGUAGAGUUGAUUUUAAGUGAAUCAAACUAGAUGUGAAAUCAAAAAUGCAUGUCGCAAAUACACAAUAUUAUCUUCACAUUCCAGCUCAGAAAAAAAGUCACCAUUGUUUAACUUUAAGUUUAGCAGGCAUGUCCUGCUGAUGAUGCGGUCUAGAUGUUGAUGUAACAUAAAAAUACUAGCAAAGGAGAUAGGGUCAAUCUGGGCUGCAGUCACAGUGGUGUAUUUGUUAGUCUCAGUUGUCUCUAUUAAAGUCUGUGUAACUACAAGGAGUAAAUUAGACUGGUGGUUUAGGAACCCUGACUCUUCAUCAAUUGGCUUUUGCACCAAGUUAAAGUACUAAGUAUCCAAUGAUCAUGGUUACUGAAAUAAAUCUGAAUAUUUAAGCACAAAUCAUAGCUUUUAAACAUCCAUGGUGUAAUGUUGUUAAUUUUUAAGAAUUAUCAACAUGUAUCAAAAGUGUGUACUCCAGUAAGUACUUUGUGUGUAAAGAGUAACUGGUAUAUAUCAGUACCUGUUUUUAAGGUUAAACAUUUCAUGACAUUAUUGUGCAAACCCCUGAAUUAAAUAAAAUGGAUUAUACACUAGUCCAUGGGCUUACUCUAUAUUUAAAAGUUUGACUAAGCUUUCCUACAGAUCCUGCACACAUUGAAUGCAAGACUUCUGCAGAGGCUCAAAUGCUGACACACCCGUUCUAGCAGCAAAAGCACUGUUAUUGCUUGCGGGGUAAAAACAAACAACGUAUCUGAUAAUUAAGGUUGACAUGUUUUAUGACGCACUAAAUCAAAUCUAAGUCUCAAAAUCAUUAAUAUAAAGAAGAAGCACAAGUCUGCAGUGCAUUUUCAGCAGUUCAGCAAGUUCAGCAGUUGCAUCUGAACUCUCAUCGGUGAGAUGUUACUGAAACAACUGAUACUAUUACAGUUAGCACAAAGAAGAAUGACAACAUGCAAACUAAUUUUUUUUCAAUCACAAAUUAACCUCAACCUGGCAAGGUCAAAGGAAGUCAGAGCAUCUGUUGCUUAAGAUUUCAAGUCUAACAAUGUGACUGAGAGCCAUGAUGUUUGUGAUAACACACAUAAAAACUAGCCUAGAAGAUACCCCUUUUCCUAUGCCAUGGUGAACUAUACAUAAUUUUAUUCCUUGAUCUUUUGGUAAAUGUAUCACUUUAAAGGAAAGGACGAAAUACCACAUUUAUAAUUAGAAAUAAAUUUUGCUUCCAAUAAUUGCUUAUACAUGAAACAUAUGUUAAGAACUACAACAGACCGUACUGUCUCACACCAUAUUGUUAAAAACAUCAUUGUGCCAUAUUUUGUAUCAAGAUAUGCAUCAAGUUGUAUUUUAAGGGAUUGAUAUACACAGCUAGUAAAUAUGUUUACAGUACAAUUGUUACCUUCACCAUUCAAUCCACCAAGCCUAACACUGAUUCUCCAAACUAGUUCUCCAACAUCUGCAGUCUCGGAUUUCAACUUCCCUUUAAAAAGCAAAUCCAGCUUUCCGUUUUAUUAUUCCUAGAAUAUCAAGUAGGAAGGCAUGUUGAAGGGAAGAUCCAUUACUGUAAUAAAGGCAAAACAGUUAGCAAGCUAGUUGUUAGAUACGCAGCUCACAGCUAACAUAUUGUUCAGGGCCUAUUAAAAAUAUUUAUGCCUGGAGCAGGAUUGGUUUAAAUUCUACACCACCUAGUUGUUUGAUAAUUUAUGCAUAGGUUAAUUACUUUAUCCCAACACCCUUAAUAAUGAGCCCACAUCUGCAGGCCGGACAGAUGUUAUUGCACAAACAUGGUCUCAAACAUUACUUCUCUGAAAUAUCCAAUCUUCUACUGUAGUUGCUUCUUAGAAGGUUAAAUUUUGGUACAUAGGGGAUCAGAAACACCAUCAAAAACAACAAUUUAAUAUCAAUAUGUAGACAGUGAUUCAGUUUUAGAAAGCUACAUUAUCCCACAGAGUGUGUGUAUGCAUCCAAAUAUCUAGUGGUAACACCCUUGUUUUGUAGUCUUGUUGCUAAGCUAAGCUAAGCAGAUGAGAUCAGGGUAUAAAUAUUGUUUCAUUUAAAUUCUCAAAAACAAAGUAGUGGUUAUUCUAACAAUGAAAGUGUCCCCUAACUAGAUUCACGUCAUGAAAAAGUGAAGUCACGCUGAAUGCAGAACAUUGUUAUCAAGGUCAAACAUGGCGCCACAUCAUUUUUAUCUUUAUUAGUCUGUUCGAUGACAUGAUCAGUGGUUUCCUGUUUGUUACUGUGUCUUGUUUGGGACAUCUGAGGAUGAGAUGAUAAACCCAAACCAAAGCUGUUAAAAAAAAAAUCUAAAAAUUCUAUUUGUUUGAUGUAUUUACUUUUUCUUAUUUCUUUUUUUGUGACAUAGCUUAAGUCCCUCAUAUUUUCUGAUGUAAAAAAUUAUAAUAGCAGUUACUACAACCAGACAAGAUGAGCCUGUUUCAUUUAAAUGAUAAGACAGUUGUUAUUAGUGGUAAAUAAAGGAAUAUGAUAAAGCAAUAUUUUUUUUUUCCUGAGACAAAAAGAUGUAACUGCAUUUUUGUUAUUAAAAACAACAAAAGAGCAAGUGAGCUCUGAUGAUUUUGUUUGAUGUUCUAUGAUAAGUGUACCAGUAAAAGAAAUGUUGAAAAGA
Melanotaenia boesemani (Boeseman's rainbowfish) is the source of this 5678-nucleotide messenger RNA. Its product is annotated as SERTA domain-containing protein 4-like. The transcript has 5 exons. Bases 707 to 1843 code for a protein of 378 amino acids. The record is from RefSeq and is a predicted model, not a curated record. NCBI's taxonomy places the organism in Eukaryota, Metazoa, Chordata, Actinopteri, Atheriniformes, Melanotaeniidae. Gene Ontology annotation, cellular component: nucleus.